This is a messenger RNA of Asparagus officinalis (garden asparagus), 491 nucleotides long. RefSeq names its product UPF0235 protein C15orf40 homolog. NCBI's taxonomy places the organism in Eukaryota, Viridiplantae, Streptophyta, Magnoliopsida, Asparagales, Asparagaceae. The record is from RefSeq and is a predicted model, not a curated record. Bases 22 to 399 code for a protein of 125 amino acids. The transcript is spliced from 3 exons.
GCCAACAACUCGCGAAAACAAAUGGCACCCUCGAAACGAGGGAAAUCGAAGACCGCCACCGCUCCGCCGCCCCCGACGGCCGCCGCGUCCAACUUUCCGGCGAGCCUCCGCCUCCAAUCUCCGGCCACCGUAUCCAUAUCGAUCCACGCGAAACCUGGUUCCAAGAUCGCCACCAUCACUGAUAUUAGCGAUGAGGCGGUCGGGGUUCAGAUCGAUGCUCCGGCGAGAGACGGCGAAGCUAAUGCGGCACUGGUCGAUUUCAUUAGCUCGGUUCUAGGAGUAAAGAAAAGACAAGUAUCUAUUAGUUCUGGCUCCAAGUCGAGGGAGAAGGUUGUGCUUAUACAAGAAGUAAGCCUGGAGAAUGUUUAUAAUGCUCUAAAGAAAGCUUGCAAUUCUUAAUCACGGACAAAAAAUCGUACAAGAGACAAUAUUAGAAUGUGAUUAUUAUGGGAGCUUCAAGUUUCUCUGAUGCGAGGAGAUAAGCGUGAUAA